Molecule: messenger RNA, 1213 nt
Organism: Notolabrus celidotus (New Zealand spotty)
Lineage: Eukaryota; Metazoa; Chordata; Actinopteri; Labriformes; Labridae
Gene: mrpl9
Product: mitochondrial ribosomal protein L9
Exons: 7
Coding region: 208-1140 (310 amino acids)
Biological process (GO): translation
Cellular component (GO): mitochondrion; ribosome
Molecular function (GO): structural constituent of ribosome
Source: RefSeq, a predicted model, not a curated record
UAUCUCAGGCUGUUGGGUCCUAUAACGUCAAAAAGGCGACGAUUGUUAGCUUUGGGCUCAAAUGCACGCUUUGGGUUUAUUGACAGGAGGCGAUAGCUCAAUAAUUUUAAUUUGAGAGUCCCCACACUCAAGCUCUGCAGCAUUUUGAGUGAUUCACGUGGAUACAAUAAACCAGUUAGGAGGGUUUAGUUAUAUGAAUGAUAUAACAUGUGGAGCUCCGGCCGCCGCGUCCUUCAGGAUCUGCUCAGCCAGCCUGCUGUCAGGAGCUUCUCCAUGACUCCUGUUCAGAACACAGUUGUGGUGGAGCGCUGGUGGCAGGUGCCUCUGUCUAAAGUCGGCAGCCCACCGAGGCUUAAUCCUCGAAGACACAGAGUCUACAAGCUGGUUGAAGAUACCAAAAACCUUCCAAAGGAGAAGAUGGAGCUCAUCCUGACUCAGACGGUACCCAAGCUUGGUGGGCGAGGAGACACAGUGUUUGUAAAAAAGUCUGUGGGGAGAAACAAACUGCUGCCCCAGGGACUUGCAGUGUAUCCAUCACCAGACAACAAACAGAUGUUUGCUGAGGAAUUAAGACUUCUUCGCGAGGGAAAGCCAGAGGAAAGAGUUCAAACCCGUACUGGACUAAUGACCUUGGAGUUCUUGAAACGCUCCCAUUUGAAGAUAAACAAAAUGCCCUCAGAUGGAUUUCAGGUCAACAAAGAGGUCGUCUGCAGACAGCUUCUUAAGAAGCUUGGAGUUGUUGUUCCACUUCACGCAUUGAGUGUACCAUUUGAGUCAGUCAAGGAAGUAGGGGACUAUUGGUGUGAAGUAAAGGUUAAUGGAAUAGACUCAGUUCGCAUCCCUGUGUCAGUGGUUCCAUACGAAGACCCAUCUGCAAGUAACCAACGUCAGCUGAAAGCACAAAAGCUGCAGCAGGAAGCAACAAACGUCUCAGAACCUGCUGAUGAGGAGGAAGCUACGGCCAAUGCUGUUUCUGAUGCUGCAGUGGAAACUAGCGCUAAAGCUAAUGAGGACUCUGUGAAUGAAGUCAGUGAAGCUUCAGCUUCAGCAGAAGCCUCUGCUGCUACAGAAACAGAAGCAAGUACACCAACGAGUGAAGACACAACAGCACCACCAAGUAACAGUCCAAAAAAAGAUUAAAAGAUGCCAAGUGCAGAUAUCUGUAGAAGUUCAUAUUGUUUACUGUCAAACACCAUAAAUGCAUAAAACUGUU